Messenger RNA from Ixodes scapularis (black-legged tick), 543 nucleotides. RefSeq lists its product as uncharacterized. Lineage: Eukaryota; Metazoa; Arthropoda; Arachnida; Ixodida; Ixodidae. The record is from RefSeq and is a predicted model, not a curated record. The coding region runs from base 1 to 408 and encodes 135 amino acids. The transcript has 4 exons.
AUGGAGCCCGAAGUCGUGUACCAACAUCUGACCACGCGGUACAUCGGAAGCGUUCACGGCCUCUUCACCUUCAUGGAAGCGAUCCUGGGCACCCUGAUCGGCAGCCUGUACUUCCUGUUCGGGGUGGAGUCCCGGAGUCAGCAGUUCCUGUACCUCUCGGCCAUGACGUAUGGCAUCAACGACGUCCACUUCAUAUUCGCCACCAUGCUGUCCGAAGGGGACUCCAUCUUCCUUCCAGUCUCUAUCUACUUCCCGUUCUACCAGUUAGCUGCGUCCCUCUGCUUCUGCAUCACAGCCAUAAUCAUCCUGCAGACAUACAACAGUCCGGGAGACUGCAUCUUCGGAGGGAUUGGGGGCCUCAUCUGUGGCCUGAUGCACAUCGGUCAUCUUGUCUGGACCGUCAAAUGACGCAGUUCAGAGACACGUGUUCGUGCGAUGGCUCGCAGCAGAAAGAUAUUUGGAUUCACGAAAUAUACUUCAAAUGAAGAGGAUCCUUAGUAUACACGCUCUCAGUCUUAUUAAGCAAUAAAAUGUGAAAGUAUA